ACAGAGGAACAUGUUAAAGAUGACCUGUCAAAUAUGCUAGUAUUUGAGCGUUUUAUGGCAGUAUGAAGAUCAGAUUGUUGGAGUUGUGAUUUAGCCGGAUGAGUCGUUGGGGAAAGCGUCUCCUCUGGGAUCUGCCAUCAACGAGACGUAAACAGUAAGCAGAACAAUCUGUCCCUGGGUGUUGCUUUACCAUGGUCCGGAGUAAAACUGAGGGAGGAGUCAGUUGGGAGGUCCGUGCCAACGACCAGCAUUUUCACAAGUCAUUGCGCCGCAGAUCUGUCCUAUGUUUUCGCUGGGGGCGGUAUGCUGACAAUGUGAUACGAAGCUACAAGUACACCGCUCUCACAUUUCUGCCCCUUAACCUGUAUGAACAGUUCCAGAGAGCGGCCAAUCUUUUCUUCCUGCUUAUUGUCAUCCUGCAGUCCGUACCUAUGAUUGCGACUAUCCCAUGGUACAGCACAAUGCUUCCACUGCUAUUUGUUCUGCUUGUUCGUGGAUCUAAAGAUCUGGCAACCGACUUGGGUCGACGUCGCAGCGAUGCUCAAAUUAACAAGAGAGCAUGUGACGUACUUACACCAGAGGGAUUCAGAACAGUCAGGUGGAAAGAUGUAUAUACCGGUGACAUUCUCCGGGUUCAUAAAGACCAGGUCAUACCUUCAGAUCUUCUCCUCCUGUGCAGCACUGAGCCACACAGCCUUUGCUAUGUGGAAACCGCAGACAUUGACGGGGAAACCAACCUGAAGUUUCGUCAGGCUCUGACUAUUACUCAUACUGAGCUGAAAGCAGAUCAAGCCGAGAAAGAUCUUGCAGCUUUUAAUGGUGUUGUCCGGUGCGAGGAGCCAAAUGGUAACUUGCACUCUUUUAAAGGCGAGUUGCAUUGGAAAGGAGAACGCCACAUGCUGGACACAGACAACCUGCUGCUCAGAGGAACUGUACUGAGAAACACAGACACGGCAUACGGCCUGGCUAUAUACACAGGCACGGACAGUAAAAUCCUACAAAACUGCGGGCGUCUAAAACUGAAGAAAACUCGCGUGGAAAUACUACUGAACAAAGCAGUGUUGGUGAUUUUGGUCAUCAUGGUUACAUUGGCUCUUCUCCUGGCUGUUGGAGCGGGGAUUUUCGAGUACUGGGUUUCUCCUAAAAUUGAAGUUCUUUCUGCCGUACAGCGAGGCUAUUCGGCUGCCUACCUGGGCUUCCUCACAUUUUGGGGCUACAUCAUAUUACUAAGUCCUUCUCUGCCCAUGUCUCUCUAUAUAACUUUUGAGGUGAUCCACAUGGUGCACUGCCUUCUGAUUGGCUGGGAUUUAGAGAUGUACUGGGAAGACAACGACAGCCCCGCCCAGGCACGUACGUCCACUCUUAAUGAGGAAUUGGGUCAGGUGGGUCACCUGCUUAGUGACAAAACCGGCACGCUCACUCAAAACCGCCUGCUUUUUCGACAAUGCUACAUUGAUGGAAAGAUUUACGGUGACAUGUCACAGGAAUCUAAGCCAUUAGACUUGAGCUGGAACCGGUUUUCCUGUGGCGGAUUGAAGUUUUUCGAUCAGCGUUUGGUGGAGAAGCUACGUGGACAGAGCAGCCGGGAGUGUCAGGAGUUCUUCACGGCUCUGGCUCUCUGCCACACUGUUAUGAGCGAGUGGAAAGAUGGUUUGCCUCAGUACCAGGCGGCCUCACCAGAUGAGGAAGCUCUGGUGUGUGCAGCACGAGAACUGGGUUGGGUGUUUUUGUCCCGCACGCGUGAGACCCUCACCAUCAGCGAGCUGGGUCUUACGAGGAACUAUCAGCUCCUCGCCCUCAUAGACUUCACCAGCAAAAGGAGACGCAUGUCUGUGUUAGUGCGGGAACCAGGAGGAGAUUUAAAGCUGUACUGUAAAGGUGCGGAUAUUGUCAUUCUGGAGAGGCUUCAAAAAGACCAACUGGUUCAGGAGGAUACAGAGAACGCUCUAGAGCUUUUCGCUCAGAACUGCUUAAGGACUCUGUGCGUGGCGGUACGAUCUGUCCCCGAAUCCCUGUGGGCCAAGUGGAACCACGCCCUCAACCAGGCCAACAUGGCAGCGGGUAACCAGGAGACCGUCCUGGAAGAGAUAUACGAUCAAAUGGAAAGAGAAUUAAUGCUGCUCGGCGUGACCGCCAUCGAAGAUCGUCUGCAGGACGGCGUACCCGAGACAAUCGAAAUCCUGCGGAAGGCAGGGGUGAAAGUAUGGGUGCUGACAGGAGACAAAACAGAAACGGCAGUGAAUGUGGGCUAUGCAUGCAAACUGAUGGAUCCUGACACUCUCCUGAUUCAGGGGGAGGAGCUUAGGCAGCUUCUAGAUUCACCUUCUCCAGAUGUUGGUGCCAUGUCUAAAGAGCCUGAGGUUUGGGUCACUGACAGAAAACCAGUAAAGAGCAAAGCUGCGCUAGUCAUCUCUGGUCCCGAACUGGCUGACCUUACACGAAUACCAGAAUGGGGGUCGAGGUUUGUCAAUCUGGCCGGCCAGUGCCAAUCUGUGUUGUGUUGCCGCGUGACACCGGCGCAAAAAGCCGAAGUAGUCGAGAUGGUCAGGAAGCAUUCGACUUCCAUCACCAUGGCGAUUGGAGAUGGCGCCAAUGACGUUAACAUGAUCAAAACGGCACAUAUUGGUGUGGGUCUGUGCGGUGUGGAGGGGAGUCAAGCGGUGCAAAAUGCCGAUUUUGCCCUGGCACAGUUCAGCUUCCUUCGCAGGCUGAUGCUGGUGCACGGACACUGGUCAUACUACCGCAUCUGCAGAUUUUUGCUUUAUUUCCUCUACAAAACCAGUGCAUUUGCUCUGGUUCACGUCUGGUACAGUUUCUACAAUGGCUACAGUGCUCAGCCCAUGUACGAAAGCUGGUUUAUUAGCCUAUACACAACAACCUACACAUCCCUGCCUAUACAGUGCCUGGGUGUUUUUGAACAGGAUGUCAGCGCCAAAAGCUGCCUCCGCUGGCCGGAGCUCUACUCUGUUGGACAGCAAAAGAAACUAUUCAAUCCGUUUGUCGUGGCGCUCACACUUCUGUAUUCCUUAUAUAGCUCCAUCAUCCUUUUCUUUGUCCCUAUGGGAAUAUUACGCGAAACAGCCCUGGAUUUCCAGACUCUUGCCGUAAUUGUGGAAACAUCAGCAGUGUUCACAACCACUGUGGAGGUUAUUCUGAAUACAAAAUUCUGGACCAAGUACAGCAUUGCUGCAAUCAUUUUUAGUUUGCUUGCGUUCUUUCUGUCAACAUUAGCUCUACACAGCACUCGUUUGUUUACUUUGUCGCCGAAAGACUACUUCUUCCUGGGAGCGUCAGUAAAUGCUUACGGUAGCUCUGAGGUUUGGCUGACCAUUUUUGUGACGACCUGUGUUGCUGUUCUCCCUUCAAUGACCAUAAGAGCAUUGAGUGUUGUGCUAACAAACUCCAACAAACAUAAGAUCCACAGCUCAGUGAACGAGCCCGUCGAGCUUCAGUCAUGGUUCCAGAGAGGCACUCUCCGACGUCGUUCAUCUUAUGCUGUCUCUCAGGGGAAAGGAUUUGGAAAGUUAAUCACCACAGGAGUUGGCCUUCACUCUGCAGCGUCCCCGCAGGACAGGAGGGUUACACCAGAUGAUUUAAAGAAAGGUUUAAAGGAGGGUGUACAUAGAGAAAUGAAUGGUAGUUGCAAGGUGUGAAAGCCUCUCUAGUGCGUAAAAUGUAACUAAAAUAUGAAAGCGUAACAAAAGGUUUAACUUUUGGUUGCAAAAUGCAGGUUCAAAAUUAU
Paramisgurnus dabryanus is the source of this 3742-nucleotide messenger RNA. RefSeq names its product ATPase phospholipid transporting 8B3 (gene atp8b3). NCBI's taxonomy places the organism in Eukaryota, Metazoa, Chordata, Actinopteri, Cypriniformes, Cobitidae. The record is from RefSeq and is a predicted model, not a curated record. Gene Ontology annotation, biological process: Golgi organization; phospholipid translocation. Gene Ontology annotation, cellular component: trans-Golgi network; plasma membrane. Gene Ontology annotation, molecular function: ATPase-coupled intramembrane lipid carrier activity; ATP binding; ATP hydrolysis activity.